Trichoderma asperellum CBS 433.97 is the source of this 480-nucleotide messenger RNA. RefSeq lists its product as uncharacterized. The record is from RefSeq and is a predicted model, not a curated record. Lineage: Eukaryota; Fungi; Ascomycota; Sordariomycetes; Hypocreales; Hypocreaceae.
AUGGCUACCGAUAUGGACGAAGCAUCUCUCCGACUAUGUAUACAGCUUCAGUCGCAAGAUGCCGUUGCAUUAAUCAAGGGAAAAAAGAGAGAGGACGAGCAACCACCUGAUAUCGAGUUCGCCGCUGAGCUCUACAAGUUCGAGUUGCACUCACUGCAGACAUUUUACUCUGAUCGAGCCCUUUGCCGUCGUCUCAGUCGCUUGGGCUUGGAGGCCGGCUAUCCUCUUAGAGGUCGUGCUGAAAAGGAAGAGCCAGCUCUAAACAGGACCGGAAGCAAAGCCGAUAAAGUUGCAUCAAAACAAUCCAGCAUAAGUUCUACCUCUGACACUGGUGCUAGUGUUAGCAUCGUUGACGAAGAGACGACCAGUCAAUCCGACGACGAAGUUGCGUCAACAGGGUCCAGCAUAAGUCCUACCUCAGAUACUAGUGGUAGCCUCGAAACCGUGGAAGAGACGACCAAACCGCUUGUAACAUCAUAG